Phacochoerus africanus (Common warthog) is the source of this 2954-nucleotide messenger RNA. Its product is annotated as proline-rich protein 36-like. The record is from RefSeq and is a predicted model, not a curated record. NCBI's taxonomy places the organism in Eukaryota, Metazoa, Chordata, Mammalia, Artiodactyla, Suidae. The transcript is spliced from 16 exons. Gene Ontology annotation, biological process: protein targeting to membrane; peptidyl-L-cysteine S-palmitoylation. Gene Ontology annotation, cellular component: endoplasmic reticulum; Golgi apparatus. Gene Ontology annotation, molecular function: protein-cysteine S-palmitoyltransferase activity. Bases 96 to 2606 code for a protein of 836 amino acids.
GUCAGGAAAACCAUCACUGACCCGAAGUCCUGGCGCAGAGCCGCGGAGGAACCAACUUCAGCCCGUGGCCAGGUCUGCGUCCGAGGGUACCUGAGAUGGGUCUCUGUGCCAGGAGCGCGAGGCAGGUGCUUCCAGAAGCCCAGCCCACCGAGGAGAAGACGGUGGUGCCGCCUGGCGUGUCCCGGGUGAACGGCUGGUCGAAGCCCCUCCACAAGUUCCAGGUUGUGUGCUGGGUCGUGUUCUUUGCACUGACCUUCACCAACUUCGGGAUAUUCAUUCCGCUACUGCCACCUUACUGGAGAUACACUGCCUAUGGGGUCACCGGUAGCAUCUUUCUCUUCCACCUCGUGGUCCACAUCGUCGCAGUUUCCAUCAAUCCGGCCGAGAAAAGCGUGCGUCAGAAGAACUAUUUGGAGCCUAUGCCUGUGUUUGACAGGUCCAAACACGCUCAUGUCAUCCAGGACCUGUAUUGCCUUCUGUGUGAGAUCAACGUAGAUUCCAAGACCAAGCAUUGCAGUGCCUGUAACAAGUGUGUUUCGGGCUUCGACCACCACUGCAAAUGGCUCAACAACUGCGUGGGGAGAAAGAACUACCGGUACUUCUUCAGCUCGGUGGUGUCAGCUUUGGCCGGGCUGCUCUGCAUGUUUGCCAUCUUGAGCUAUCUGUUCGUCCAGUUCCUGGUCGAUCCCAUGCAGCUGCGCACGGACCCCCACUUUGCAGGGCUCUCCAGGGACACGUGGCUCCUCUUCCUCCCCUUCCUCCCGGUGAGGGCCAAGGCCCCCGUGCUCCUGCUCAUCGGCCUGCUGGUGCUGGUGCUGGUCAUCGUCGGCCUCGUGCUCCUGGGGCACCUGUUCUUUUUCCAUCUCUACCUGAUGAUGAAGAAGCUGAGUACGUAUGAAUACAUUACCCAGAGCCGCCAGCAGCUCCAAUCGAAUGCUUCACCUGGGAGAAGAGUCUCAGACCCACAGAAACGACCGUCACGGGACGCUGGCCGCCGGCGCUCUUCUGUGCAAAGCAGAGAGAAGCCCGCGGGGUUGCUGUCGCCUUCCCAGGAGUCGGGCUCCCUCAGCGGCGUGGCGCCAGAGGCCGUGGCUGUGCCGAAGGGACCAGUUGUCAUCCUGAUGCCACCUCUGCAGAGCCUCACGUCCACGGACCUCACAUCGCCCGCUCCGUCGCUGGACCUCACACUGUCCGCUCCGUGCCCGGACGGGGCGUCCACCGUCACCCUCCUCCCGGGGAGCAUCUCGUCCGCUCCGUGCCCGGACGGGGCGUCCACCGUCACCCUCCUCCCGGGGAGCAUCUUGUCCGCUCCGUGCCCGGACGGGGCGUCCACCGUCACCCUCCUCCCGGGGAGCAUCUCGUCCGCUCCGUGCCCGGACGGGGCGUCCACCGUCACCCUCCUCCCGGGGAGCAUCUCGUCCGCUCCGUGCCCGGACGGGGCGUCCACCGUCACCCUCCUCCCGGGGAGCAUCGCGUCCGCUCCGUGCCCGGACGGGGCGUCCACCGUCACCCUCCUCCCGGGGAGCAUCUCGUCCGCUCCGUGCCCGGACGGGGCGUCCACCGUCACCCUCCUCCCGGGGAGCAUCUCGUCCGCUCCGUGCCUGGACGGGGCGUCCACCGUCACCCUCCUCCCGGAGAGCAUCGCGUCCGCUCCGUGCCCGGACGGGGCAUCCACCAUCACCCUCCUCCCGGAGAGCAUCGCGUCCGCUCCGUGCCUGGACAGGGCAUCCACCAUCACCCUCCUCCCGGAGAGCAUCUUGUCACUGCAGGAAUUAGCUUCCAGCCAGAAGCCACGGUUCCUGGGCAGCGUGAGGCGCAGGGAGUUCCUGCUGCCGGCCAUCCGCGAGAGCCUGAGCUCCCUGAGUACCAUCACCUCGGAGGGCUCCGCGUCACUGAAGAGGAGCCUGGCGUCCAGCCUGGAGUCGUGCCGUCGGUGGCGCCACACUCGAGCUGCCCAGAAUCCACUCAUCGCCGUCCUUGGCUGGGGACGCAGACUCGUUACCAUUCUGUGCGUGACCGGCUUUUUCAAUGACUCGGAUGAAGGCGAUCUGGUGCAGAUAAUAAGGCAGCCUGAGAUAGAAGACGUUGACAACACCGAAGGCUCGGUUUCAGGAGCCCAGGGGCCCGCGCUGGCCCAGCCACCCGACCGGGGGCUCUUCGCCGCCAUCCCGCCGGUGGAGGAUCCCCUAGAAUCCCUCCCGCUCCAGGGCGCGCUGCAGGUUGGAGGCCAGGACGUGUGGUCCGUGAGGACCCAGCGUGUGCGCCCAGCUCCCACGGACUCCUGGAUGCUGGAGUCCACGGUCCUCACCAUCCCCGGGCAGGUGGAGCUCGACCCGGCCGAGGAGCUGCCCCGCCGGCUCCAGCGCGACAGCCUCAGGCCGCAGCCUGCGCACCAGGUGGCUCCGGGGGCCGUGCCGCUGUCCAGCUGGGGGGCCAAGGGCCUGCCCGCCUUCAAGGGCGGGAACAGGGUGAAGGUGACCCCCAUAGCAAGUGUGGGGCACAGCCAGUCUGCUGAAGACAUCCCCCAAUCUGACACCACCGAGGCCACCGUGAUCAUGAUGCCUGAGGGCUCGGAGCUCCCGGAUGGGGCUCCCAAGUCCACUUAGAGCCAGAACCCCGCCCCCCGCCCCGCCAGGACACCCCUCCCGGUGGGGGGUGCCCGCAACUCCGUGGCGGGGAUGCUGGGCAGCUGAGGUCCAGCUGCGCUGCCGCGCUCCUAGUGAAAGCAUCAGCGAGGAGAGGGGCCAGGGUCCUCGGCCGCCUCUAGCCGCCGGGAAAGACUUUCGAGGACCCGCAUGUGACUUGUCUCAGAAGCCGUAUUUUAAAGAAUUUCCCAGUUUUCUGAACACGUCUGUGCUAUUCUGGGAAGAAAAACACAAAUUCGAAAUGGACUGCAGAGAGUGGGUUCACAUCUGUGCAUCUGUUGAUUAUUAAAGCAGACUGUAUGAAUUUAA